GGUUAGUUUUUUAACCCGACUUCACGCGUUAAGUUGUAGUACGUCCUGAGAGACACAACAGCAAACAAGGUUUAUUGUGUGUGGCCUGCGAGAACAAUUCACUGAGUCAACUCGGAACCAUUCCUUGCCGCCCUUUAAACUUUCCCUUUCAUUUCAUCUUCACUUGGCACCUUUCAUUCUCUGUCUCUCUAUGCUUUUUAAUUAGUCAAUCACUGCGUUAUUGCCGUUCUUGUUUUUCGAGGAGUUCGAGAUUGUCUGGUCCGGUCAGAUCUCGGAACCUGAUUCUUGACUCUUGAGCGGCUUCGGAUAAUGGCUUUUUUAAUGUAGCAUAGGGUGUUUUAUUAGUUGCUCUGUUUCUGGUUUCUGUUUUAAGCUUUCGGCCUUUUAGAGUUUUGGGAUGGGAUCUAUCUGAGUUCAUCAAUUGAUGAUAAUUUGGGGAUUAUUUUCAUUAAUUAAAUAUCGAUUAGUGUCUGGUUCAGAGCUUGGCGCCUUCUUGGGAGGUAAGGAAGAAACUCUCUUCCACAGCCGCCUUUGUUGCCGGCCAAGAAAAUAGUGGUUUGUUUUUCCAUUUCAUGUCUCGUAAGUUAGACAGCCCAGUUCAAACUCAGAUGGCAGUGGCAGUCUUUAAAACUCCGCUCAGCGGAGAAUACCACGGGAACAAGAGAGUGGAAGGGAAACAGCCUGCGGGGAGGAGACGAGUUUUCGUUCAAACAGAGACUGGUUGUGUAUUAGGGAUGGAGUUGGAUCGCGGAGACAAUGCUCAUACUGUGAAACGAAGGUUGCAGAUUGCUCUCAAUGUGCCUACCGAGGAGAGCUCACUGACUUUUGGGGAUAUGGUGUUAAAGAAUGAUCUUAGUGCGGUUAGAAAUGAUUCCCCACUUCUUUUGACACGGAACAUACUGCAUAGGAGUUCAUCCACUCCGUGCCUUUCGCCUAGGGGAAAUGAUAUCCAGCAAAAGGAUAAGAGUGGUCCUAUUGAAAUACUGGGCCAGUCUGAUUGCUUUUAUAUUACCAAACAAUUGGUAAGGGACAUUGUGAAGGCAAUUAAGAUGGGUGUUGACCCUAUUCCUGUUCAUAGUGGGCUUGGAGGUGCAUAUUAUUUUAGGAACAGCAGAGGUGAGAAUGUUGCCAUUGUGAAACCAACAGAUGAAGAACCUUUUGCACCCAACAAUCCCAAGGGCUUUGUUGGUAAAGCUCUUGGGCAACCAGGAUUGAAACGAUCGGUGCGGGUUGGGGAAACAGGGAUCAGAGAGGUAGCUGCUUACCUUCUUGAUUAUGAUCACUUUGCAAAUGUGCCUCCCACUGCCCUGGUGAAGAUCACACACUCAAUCUUCAAUGUCAAUGAUGGGGUAAAUGGGAACAAGGCUCACAAAAAGAAUCUGGUUAGUAAGAUUGCAUCUUUCCAGCAGUUCAUAAAGCAUAAUUUUGAUGCAAGUGAUCAAGGGACAUCAAGCUUCCCAGUUUCUGCGGUGCAUCGCAUAGGGAUAUUAGAUGUUAGAAUUUUCAACACUGAUAGACAUGCGGGAAACCUUUUAGUGAGGAAGCUUGAUGGUGUUGGGAACUUUGGUCACGUGGAGCUCAUUCCAAUUGACCAUGGCCUAAGCUUGCCAGAAACUUUGGAGGAUCCCUACUUUGAGUGGAUCCAUUGGCCUCAGGCUUCAAUUCCAUUUUCAGAUGAUGAACUAGAUUACAUUAGAAAACUUAAUCCUGAUCGUGACUGUGAAAUGCUGCGAAGGAAGCUCCCUAUGAUCCGAGAGGCUUGUCUGCGGGUGUUGGUUCUCUGCACAAUUUUCCUGAAGGAAGCUGCUGAAUUUGGUCUUUGUCUUGCUGAAAUUGGUGAGAUGAUGAGUAGGGAAUUUCGUGCUGGGGAAGAGGAACCCAGUGAACUGGAGAUUAUUUGUAUUGAAGCGAGGAGAUUGGUAGAGGAGAGAGAAGUGUUUUCACCCAAGGCAGGUAUGGGAGAUGAUGAGUUCCUAUUUGAUAUAGAUUGCGAGGAAACAGAAUUUGACUUUACCCCAAAGAUGGCAGCUGAUGACUAUGGAAUCAGAGCUCCAUUUCAACUUGGAAUUGGGUUUGGGAAUGGCCGUUAUCCCCUUUCAAAACUGGAGGAAAGCAUUGAGGAGGCAGAGGAAAGUGAUGAAGGAGAGGUAGAGCAAGAAGUUGCAACUUUGCCAACUCCUGAAAGGAUCCCAUCCAUUUCAAAACUUUCCAUGUCACUGAAGAACACCAGUUUGGGUGAGAAGAAUCAGAAGUAUCAGAAAUUCCUUGGUUCAAAGCCAGAAAAUGGUUAUCUUUCAAAUUCAUCUUCUGGACACAGGAGUGCAAAUGAGCAGCUACCUGCAAGUGUGAGCUUUGUGCAGCUGGCAGAUUUAACGGAGGAGGAAUGGAUGGUGUUUUUAGAAAAAUUCCAGGACCUGCUCAAGCCAGCAUUUGCCAGUCGGAAAUCAAUUACGUUAGGUCAGAAGCAGAGACAGAGGCUUGGUACUUCGUGCCAGUUUUGAGGUUUAGAAACCAGUAUAGUUUGGUAUCGGAGAGAGUACUUGAUAUGAAAUGAAGAAAUAAAACGUAGGUUUGUGGGAGUAAUAGAUUGUUGGAGGAAUUGCUGUAAAUAUUCUUGGCAUCAGCGAAGUGCAUAGCUAAAUAGAAUUGUAACAAUUGUUUGUAUUUUGUUUUUACGUUUUUGUUUUGAUUUUUUUUUUUUUUUUUUUUUUUUUUUUUUUUUUAACUUCAUAUGGGACUUG
Molecule: messenger RNA, 2741 nt
Organism: Pistacia vera
Lineage: Eukaryota; Viridiplantae; Streptophyta; Magnoliopsida; Sapindales; Anacardiaceae
Product: phosphatidylinositol 4-kinase gamma 5
Exons: 3
Coding region: 573-2501 (642 amino acids)
Source: RefSeq, a predicted model, not a curated record